UAACAACCCUUGAAAUCAUUUCCCCCUCUCACUCUUCCCUCUUCUCUUAUCCCUUCAAUUCAUCAUCAAUGGCGAGUCUAAGCUUCAAUUCCACUAGAAUCAAAAACCCUAUCACCACCAAAAUCCCCCCUUCUAAAGUGCAAAUUCACCCACCCCAAAUAAAAACUCCAAAUCUCAGGAAUUUCCCAAUUUGCUUUUCAGUGUCGGGAAGCUCAGUUUCUUCCACGCCAUUGCAGCCUGAAACCGGGAAUUCCGCCUUCGAAGAAGAAGAGCUCAACGACGACCCCACCUCGGAGCUCAGCUACCUCGACCCGGAGACGGAUCCGGAGAGCAUCACAGAGUGGGAGGUGGAUUUCUGCUCUAGGCCGAUCCUCGAUAUUAGGGGGAAAAAGACUUGGGAGCUCGUUGUUUGCGAUGUGUCGCUUUCGCUGCAGUAUACAAAGUAUUUUCCUAACAAUGUUAUCAACAGUGUCACUCUUAAGAAUGCUAUCGUCUCCAUCUGUGAUGAAUUGGGCUUGCCUUUGCCAGAAAAAAUUAAAUUUUUUAGGUCACAGAUGCAGACAAUUAUUACGAGAGCUUGCAGUGAGCUUGGUAUAAAACCUAUUCCGAGUAAACGGUGUUUGUCUCUGGUUCUGUGGCUCGAAGAGCGUUACGAAACUGUAUACACACGACAUCCCGGUUUCCAGAAGGGAUCAAAGCCACUUCUUGCACUCGAUAAUCCUUUCCCUAUGGAACUUCCAGAAAGUUUAUAUGGAGAAAAAUGGGCAUUUGUUCAGUUGCCCUUUUCAGCUGUCCAAGAAGAGGCCUCAUCUUUGGAGACAAGAUUUGCUUUUGGUGCUACCUUAGAUUUGGAUCUUCUGGGGAUUGAAGUUGGUGAGGAAACACUAAUUCCUGGACUCGCGGUUGCAUCAUCUCGAGCUAAACCAUUAGCAGCAUGGAUGAACGGGUUAGAGGUGUGCUCGGUUGAAGCUGACACGAGUCGAGCUUCUGUGGUGCUGUCCGUUGGGAUCUCAACUCGGUACGUGUAUGCCACAUACAAGAAGACACCGGUGACUACGAGUGAAGCUGAAGCUUGGGAAGCAGCCAAGAAGGCCUGUGGAGGAUUGCACUUUCUUGCCAUUCAAGAGGACUUGGACUCGGACGACUGUGUCGGCUUCUGGCUCUUGUUGGACCUCCCACCUCCGCCAGUAUGAUUACUGUUGUCUUGCUUCCCACUUUGAAUGUAUCUUCUUCAUCUCAGAUCAUAUAAUCAGAUGCCGCUGCUUUGAGGCUUGGGAGAUACUAAUAUUGAUUCUUAUUGCAUCUACAUAUUCUUCUUCUUGAUUUCA
This is a messenger RNA of Salvia hispanica, 1328 nucleotides long. RefSeq names its product RNA binding protein (gene ATAB2). NCBI's taxonomy places the organism in Eukaryota, Viridiplantae, Streptophyta, Magnoliopsida, Lamiales, Lamiaceae. Gene Ontology annotation, molecular function: RNA binding. The record is from RefSeq and is a predicted model, not a curated record.